Molecule: messenger RNA, 4677 nt
Organism: Cheilinus undulatus (humphead wrasse)
Lineage: Eukaryota; Metazoa; Chordata; Actinopteri; Labriformes; Labridae
Product: probable G-protein coupled receptor 153
Exons: 6
Coding region: 622-2658 (678 amino acids)
Biological process (GO): G protein-coupled receptor signaling pathway
Cellular component (GO): membrane
Molecular function (GO): G protein-coupled receptor activity
Source: RefSeq, a predicted model, not a curated record
CCUCACUAUUGUCAGGAAACAGAAGAUGGAAUUCGUCUUUGCCGAAAAUCUCGCAAUAUGUUAGCGCUCUUGCUUUCGCGCGAUUGCUCGCCUCGUAGUGAAGAUCUAGAAUUUUUCCAAACACGUCGAUAAUCAGUUGUUUCCCCCUUCUCCAUGAGCCAAUAGGCAAAAAUACACUAAAGGGGUCCUGCUGUGUUGAUUCAUGUCGGGGCUCACCCUUCAUCUCGCAGGUCAUUCCUUUAACUCGAUGACGCUGUUCAGUUUGGGGAUGUAAACGCUUGGAAGUCUCUCCAACGGACCCGAACUGAUAUGGCAAUCUUCGAGAGACUGUCUUCAUUCCCGGGAACAAUGAACCACUAGGAGUCGAUGCGUAGAAGCCUUAGGCUCGUCAAGAAACUGGCCCAGCUCUUCAUCCUCCCCCUCUACAUCCCACUGUGUCUCAUGGCUACCAUGUUCUCUCCCUUCUGUGCUCAUCCCAUGGAGAAUGCAUACCCACCUAGAUAGGAUGCCUGCCCUGUCUGAUGCCCUGCUUCCCCUCCUGCCCAUCACCACCUCCUUCUCCUUGUGUGUACCUGCUCUCGCCAACAGUUCCUUGCGGCCUCCACCCUGCAGCACUCCAGCAUGGUGGAUGAGGUAACCACCAUGAAGGAUGAUGUCAUCAACGCCAACACGCUGGCUUGGCUGGUCUGUUCGGGUGUGUCCAUCCUUGCCAACACAUGGAGCAUUCUCAGUGUCAGUGCCAAGCAGAAAAAGUGGAAGCCUCUGGAGUUCCUCAUUUGCACGCUGGCAGGCACACACAUCCUCAACAUGGCCAUCCCCAUCACCAUGUACUGUGUUAUAACGCUGCGACGCCAGCACUCUAACUAUGAGUGGAACGAGGGGCUCUGCAAGGUGUUUGUCUCCACCUUCUACACUCUCACACUGGUCACCUGCUUCUCUGUCACCUCGCUCUCUUACCACCGUAUGUGGAUGGUACGCUGGCCUGUGAACUACAGGUUGAGUAACACCAAGAAGCAGGCGGUGCACACAGUGAUGGGCAUCUGGAUGGUCUCCUUCAUCCUGUCCACACUUCCAGCAGUUGGUUGGCACGACACCAUUGAUCGCUUCUACACCUCUGACUGUCGAUUUAUUGUGACGGAGAUUGGUCUUGGUUUUGGUGUGUGCUUUCUGCUGCUGAUAGGGGGCAGUGUGGCAAUGGGUGUGAUCUGCAUCGGCAUUGCUCUCUUCCAGACCUUUUCAAUUCAGGCGGGACACAAAGCUGACAAGAACAAGUUCAAUGUCCCCACCAUAGUGGUGGAGGAUGCCCAGGGGAAGCGCAGAUCAUCUAUUGAUGGAUCAGAGCCUCUGAAGACCUCACUGCAGAUCACCUACCUGAUCAGCGGUAUCGUCUUCAUCUAUGACUUCCUGACUGGAUUCCCCAUACUGGUUGUGAGCUUUGCCAGUCUAAAGUUUGACCGCUCCUACAACUGGAUGGUGCUGUGUGUGCUGUGGUGCUCCAUUGUCCAGUCCAUCCUGCUGCCCAUGUUCCUUUGGGCUUGUGACCGCUAUCGUGCAGACAUCCGCAUGGUCUGGGAGAAGUGUGUUGCUAUCAUGUCCAAUGAUGAUGUGGACGAGGAAAACAGCCAAGAUGGAGGAAUACAUGCCGACUUAAUAAAUGACAGACCAUAUGACUAUAGCUCGCCGCCUGAAAUCGUGACGGUAGACCGUAAUGCCAAGUAUGAGUUCUCAACCUUAGAAAGGGGGGUUCUGCAAGGGUAUCCAUUGAGGGAACAACAGGAAGAUAAAAUGCAGUAUUUGCAGGUGCCCCCUACAAGAAGAUACUCCCACGACGAAACCGACAUGUGGACCAGCGACCGGAUCCCCUCAUACCUUCACAGAUGGGGCUCCAGCGAGGACAUGAUAGUGAGUGCCCACUACAGCUCCACCUUGCCGCGCCACGAGAGGCGCAGGAGCAGCCUGGUCUCCUACCACGAGGAGAGCCACCAUCAUCAUCACCAUCACCAUCACCCACACCGCAAACGGCGACGCUCUGAGGACAGUGUGCACCCCCUAAAACACCUGCCACGUGUGGUUUGUGGUGGGGAGCGCUAUGAAGAUGAGCUGCGGUGUUUCAGCCGUGAUGAAGUGAUUAACUUUAUUGAUGAGACACCACUGCCUAGUCCCAGGAAGAGCCCGCGACGCACAUCCACCAUCUCACUUAUCCCCAACGUGUAUGAACAACACACAGUGAUCCUUCCUUACUUUCCGCUCACAGACUUUGAACGUGAGCCUCAAGCGCUCAGGCGGCUCUCUGAACACAAACGGAGCAGUAGUCGGGGUAACUCACCUGAGGGCUCCCCCAAACCAGACAGGCCUGAUGGCAAAAAAAGCCCUGGGGCAUGUGGCUCUGGUAAAGGCUGCCAUGAGCGCUCACGAGACAAGGAACUGCAUUGUGAAACAGGCUCUCCUAGAUGCAGCCGUCAGACUCUCGGGCAUUCUGCCUUCAAGCAAAGGACAGGUGGGAGUGCUGGGGCAGGUGCCACGGCAGACUGGGUGCAUCAGAAGCACUUGAGCAAGGUAGAGGGGAAAGGAAGCACAAACAGUUUUGUAAGCACACCAUCGGCAUCUUCCUCGGGGAACAUGACCUUUCACUCUGACUCUGUCGGUUCCGCCACCUAGAAAUUUCUUUCCUAGUACAUCUCAGCAUCUUAACUGAAAUUCUCUUAAUGGAAACCUGGCGGUUACAGAGAAGUCCUAUACUACAGUGUAUGGCCUUUUUUACUUGUGCCAAUGUUCUGUUUACUUGGUGUACCACCUAUUAAAUAUGAUGGGAAAUGACUUUGGGAGCUUUGGUGAAUGAAUCUAACAGAUUUUUUUAAAGGUGGAUUUGAAAAGGUUGGAGGUUCUGCUUUAAGACAUCAAGAAAUAUCUACAAAGGAUGCUUUUUGCAGCACAGACACAAACAAUUUUAAAUGGCGUGAACAUCCCCACCCUUUGUUUUGCUGUUUGAUGUUGUUUCUUAAGAAAUUCAAAGAAUUGAGGGAGGUAGCUGUUGGAGUGGUGCAUUUUUUCUUUUAUGUUUCUUUGGUUGCACUUUUAACUUACAGUUGUAUUUUAUUUGGCCUGUAAUGGCUGUGUGUUUUGUUGUAUGGACACAUUUACUUUAAACCAAACUCUCCUGAACACUACUCAGUAACCUCAAGAUUUACUUCAGGAUGUGACACAUUAUACAUACUUAUUUCAUUUUGAUCAUGAUGUAAAACUUUUAUAUUAACAUUAUUACUGAAAACAAAUUCUAAACUUUUUGAAAGCGCCCUUUGUUGCAGUAAAAGAGAGGUGAUCCUAAUGCCUCAGUUUUACAGUUGCUGUGUGAGAUAUGGAGAUACCAUAUGAAACCCCUUUUAUGGAAACUUGAAUUAUUUACGAGAAUAACUUGUCAUGUAUAUAUGAAGGAUAAUGGAUUUAUGGUUCAGUUGUUUUGAUUUGUUUAUGGGCGCCUUCACUAAGUAAAUUUCCUCCCAGUUCUUCUUAUUCUAACAUUUGUGUUAACUUCAGAGAUCAUUGGACAAGAGAUGCUAAUUUCACUGGAUAUUUAUAUAAAAAAUCUCUGACCAGUACAGCUGAAAAUGGUGCCAGACCUCACCUCUAGUAUGUUUCAGUAAAUGGUUAAAACCAGUAACAAAAACGCCAAAUGGUCCAAAAUGAGAUAUAACAGCCUUCAAACUGCAUAGAUGUAGCAUAACUUAAAUGCCGGUGUUGUUACUAAACCCCAACAUAUUGGCUCUAAUAAGAACUACUGUCUUUGACUGUGAAUUGAUGAUUAACACCAAGACCAAAGAAGGACAUAUUUGAAGAGUUUUCUUAUCUGUUUUAUGACUCUUAAGUAAUUCCUCCUUAUCUAUUAUCCUGUUUAAAGGCAAGUUAUAUGAAAUUUAAGGACCCACAGUCAAAGAUGCUAAGUGCACAAUAUUAUAGAUUUGUUAAUUUUCUAAUCUAAAGAAACAUCUGGAUUAUGAAUUAAGUUAUUAUUAAAAAAGUCAAUUUUAAACAUUGUUUUGCAAAAUUAUCAGAGAAAUAUCCUCUACUAAAUAAUGAAGGCCACACUAGCUCAAAAUAAUUUCGGUCAGCACAAAAUGGACGCUGGCUCAUUAAAAUUGAGACAACUUCUCAAUCCACUGUUAACUACAAACUUAGAAUAAGAAAUGGUAUAGUCUGUUGACAAACAGGUGAUGAAAACUUCUCUACUGGUAGCAGAACACACUUUAGUGUCUUUGGUUAAAGACUUAUUGUUAUGAAUGUAAUUGAAAAAAAAUUAGAUGCACAUUUUCAAAAAACAACAACAAAAAAAAGACUAUAUUAAAUGAAAAUUUCCUAAUUAAAAAUCUUAUAGUUUAUAUAUUUGUCGUUACCUCCCAUUUAAUGAAACAUGCAUUAACUACUUCAUACAAUGGCAGUCAUUUAGAUUUUUAGUUUCAGUUUUCAUGUUUAAGUGUACCUUUCAUUCAUUGCAGCCAAUAAAAUAGCUAAAAUAUUUCUCUUUUCUAUGAAAACAAUGCAUUUCCUUGUCAAACAUUGCUGUCAUAGCUUUUUUCUCUUUUGUGUUAAUAUUAAAAAUAAUUUUGUAACAUUCAGAUAUCAAAAAUUAAAUGAUGUUAAAUGUUAUGCUUUUCUUGUUUAAAUGAGGAAUUUGUUAAAAGA